AAUUCCACCAAUUGCUCCAGCUGCUCCUCACAACAGCCACCUGCGAGAGCGCAGACAUCAGUGCCCGUUGGCUUUGGCUGCCCUCUGGCAGGGAAGUCCCCGGGAGCACAGGGCUUUGAGGGCAGGAGACGGCACCACCCUGACAGCACUCGGGGUGGCGACAAAGGACUUGUCGAGAUGCAGUAAGACCUUUUUUCCUACUUCUAAAAGUUGCUAAGGUUUCUCUUGAUUUGGACACACUGCUGGAAACAACUUCUGUGGGCAAACAUGGGUUGCCGGGAUGUUCACGCAGCAACUGUACUGGCCUUCCUCAGUGGAACAGCCUCCGUAGCCGGACUCCUUGCAGCAGUUCUGCUUCCAAACUGGAGGCAAAUGAGACUCUACACAUACAACAAGAAUGAGAGGAACGUGACCGUUUACACUGGACUCUGGAUUAAGUGUGCUCGCUUUGAUGGGAGCAGAGACUGUGUGAUCUAUGACCCACAGUGGUACACUGCUGUCGAUCAGCUGGAUUUGCGUGUUCUGCAGUUUGCCCUUCCUCUGAGUAUGUUUACUGCUGUCUCAGCUCUGUUUCUCUGCAUGAUUGGCAUGUGUAACACAGCCUUUGUAUCCACCGUGCCAAACGUCAAAUUGGCCAAAUGCCUUGUGAACAGUGCAGGCUGCCACCUCGUGGCUGGCCUCUUGUUCUUGCUUGCCUGUGCCAUUUGUCUCAUUCCGUCCGUCUGGGUCAUUUUUUAUAACAAUUAUCUGAACAGAAAAUACGAGCCUGUCUUUAGCUUUGACAUCUCUGUGUUUAUUGCCAUUGCCAGCGCCGGCGGUCUGUUUUUCACCUCCAUCCUGCUGUUCCUGUGGUACUGUGCAUGCAAAAGCCUCCCUUCCCCGUUCUGGCAGCCUCUGUAUUCCCACGCCCCCAGUAUGCACAGCUAUGCCUCGCAGCCCUAUUCCACACGCUCCCGCCUCUCUACUGUAGAACUUGACAUUCCUGUUGUGACACAUUCAUCUUAAGGAGACAAAGUCUUGGAAGCUGAGCUCUUGUGCUCAUUCAAACCAUGAAAAUUGCAGGCUUGAUUCUCUCUGCUGCCCUGCACUGAGCAUAAUUCUUUUUAAGGUCAAGUUUCCUAGGGCACAAAGCAAUGGAAAUCCAAGUUCGUUGCUGUUCUGGUCUGUUUGUUACUUCUUGAACAACUUGGUUUUUUGGGGUUUUUAUUUCUUUUUUUUAACUCUAAUCUCACUACAGACGAAAUUGCUGCUAAUGCUGGGACAGUACACUAACAAUAGUAUCCCUCCAUUGUUUUGCUUACUGACAUCAAAGCAGGUUUGAACCCCUUAGAUAUUUGAUAAGCUAUUACUAGAUGCUGAUCUUGUUGUAAAACCCUUGCACCCAUGUAUUAUCCAGAUGCAGGCAGUGGAACUGAGUGCAGGAGAUUCACUGAGUCUCCUGUUCAUCUAGACACACGUAUUUUAUUAUGUGAUGUCUGAAAAGGGUAUUUGGCAGACUAAUUCAGUUCUGUGCAUGGUUCUUUUUUUUUCACUGCACACACAAAAAGCUACUCGCUUAGGAACUUCUCUAGCAGAAUUAAUGCCAAAUUACCCUUAUUUUCAAAGUAGCCAUCAGAAGGAAUAAAAUUGAUUUAACUAAGAAUGUUGUUUUGUGCUGUAAUAGCAUUUUAUGAAUUACUGGAGGCUAGAAAUUUUUUGCCAAUUUUAUUUCUAGUCUGUUUUUUACUAAGUUAGCAAAUUUGUUAGAUCUAUUUUGUGAUUAAAAAAAAAACACUAGUAUUUAAAAUUCUGUUUAGAAGCUUGAAUGUUUUAUUUGAAGGCCUUCUUAAAAAUGGAUUUUGAAGUAGGAUAUAAAGUGUUCAGUUCUGGAGAGAAGUGUCACUACAAAAUGGAUUAGGAAAGCCAUGAAGAAUUCUGAAGGCUAUGGAAGAUUCUUUUGGAACACUGUACACAAGCUAUAACAACAUCUCUCUAGGAAAGUGGUUAUAUCCCUGGGGAGAUAUUUUUUAAUCUAUUUUUUUUUAAA
Molecule: messenger RNA, 2026 nt
Organism: Empidonax traillii (willow flycatcher)
Lineage: Eukaryota; Metazoa; Chordata; Aves; Passeriformes; Tyrannidae
Gene: CLDN12
Product: claudin 12
Exons: 3
Coding region: 268-1005 (245 amino acids)
Cellular component (GO): plasma membrane
Source: RefSeq, a predicted model, not a curated record